Molecule: messenger RNA, 2541 nt
Organism: Carya illinoinensis
Lineage: Eukaryota; Viridiplantae; Streptophyta; Magnoliopsida; Fagales; Juglandaceae
Product: E3 ubiquitin-protein ligase BIG BROTHER
Exons: 9
Coding region: 1520-2266 (248 amino acids)
Biological process (GO): negative regulation of organ growth; protein ubiquitination
Molecular function (GO): ubiquitin conjugating enzyme binding; ubiquitin-protein transferase activity
Source: RefSeq, a predicted model, not a curated record
GUUAUUCACUUUCUAAGAAUGGUACGUGCUCUUCCCAUGCGAUUGAUCCUGGGGUGACAUGUAUUUAGGACGGAAAUCAAGAGCAAACUUGCUGGUUUGGUGGAUCUGGGGAAUGCUGUGGUUCAGUUUUAUAGUAGCGAUGACUUGAGAGGUCCUUAAUGUGUUCAUGUUGGAAGAGGGCCGAAUGCAUGGUCGGGAAGGCUGCUACGGUCGAAAAAUAAACUGCAUUAGCUGUUGGGUUGGUGCAGAAGUGAGAAUUAGUGGUGCAUCCCAUCCGAUCCACCGGAACAGGUUUGGUCAGCCGGUCGUUCAUUAUCUUUACGGCCUAAGUUCAUCCCUGCUCCUGCCCCUUGUAGCCUGUUCAGGGGGAGAGUGAUGAUUUGGAGUUGGAACUCAAAACUUCCAAGGAGAGAUGCUUCUUUAGUUUUUGGGUUUCGUCCUUGGAAAGAAAAACAAUAGAGUUUAAUUAAGAUGUUAAGCAGCUUAUCUAAGAGUUAAUAGGUCCCGUGAUAACAAAUUAAAGAGGUCUAUGUGCAUUGAGAUAGAAGUGAAUUUGUGGUCAAUCUAGACAUCUAUAUGUUAUGGAGCAUGGACAUAAUAUGUCGUUAUGAAGAUUGAGAGAUUUAUAUUAACAACAUCAUGAUGAUUUUCAAUAACCUGUAUUUCAAGUUGUCUAACUAAAGUCUUGUUCUUUGUUUGGUCCCUUACGAAACCAUAGGAAAAAGAAGCCAAACAUAAGUAAUUAGGUUGGGAUCGCGCGUAAAGUUGAAUCAAUCUUAUUUUAUUCCCCUUAUAUUACCUUUUCUAUGUUCAAAUAUUAAUGGACCCUCAUGUUUUCUUCUUGGAUCUUGUCUGGAAUGGCAUAUAUUUAUUAGAUUGCUGCACGAACACGACUAAGCAAGAAGAUGAGGUCUACUAAUCAGACGGUAUAGCUGGAUCACACAUUCUCAAGAUCAGGGUUGCAAUCAAUGAGAAAUGGUGGUGCUCAUCCUCACCCUGCCAACACAAGAUCAGUAUCAUUUCACUAAUCCCACUUUAUGAAGUUGACUCAGAACAAAUCUCUCUUUAGAAUAAUUGCUGCUGCAGCGCCACACUACCUUGCAUCCACGAGAUGCCUAUUCCCUUCCUUUCGUUAAUUUUUGACCAGCUUUUUAAAGUUCCACAUCAUCUCUCUCUCUCUCUCUCUACUGAAUAAUACAUGUGUACAUGGAACAUAAUUAGGUUGGAAAGAUGAAUUCCUUGCUUGCAAACAAGGUCUACUUUGGUCCCAUGUAACUCAUGACCGUAGCAUUCAUCCAUAGCUUUAUCACCGGGUCUAUUUGUUGUAUGCAUUUAUGUAUGAAGGAAAAAAGUAAACAGAAAAGAAGAAGAAGAAGAAGGAUAAACAAAGAAUUGGAUCGUGAUCAAGAUGAAGUACAAUGUCACGAUAUUCUCGUGGGAUCCAUAUCAAUAGUCAAGUUUCCAUGGGGUUUCAAAACAGAGCUUGUUUUGUGAAUUGGAGUCUGUAUAGUGAUUAAAUAUGAAUGGGAAUGGGCAAAUGGAGGUACAUUACAUAAACACUGGUUUUCCUUACACGGUUACGGAAAGUUUCAUGAACUUCUUUGAAGGCCUCACACAUGUACCGAUCAAUUAUGGUCAUACCUUACCGACGCAAGAUCAGGAAAGUGCAUACUGGUCGAUGAAUAUGAAUUCUUACAAAUUUGGAUUUUCUGCUCCGGGGAGUACCUAUUAUGGUCAUUAUGAGGCAAGUGAUCACUUACCAAGAAUGGAGGUCAGCAGGGGUACCUGGGAAUACCCUUCAACAAUGAAUCAAGAGCAUGCAUCUACAGACUCACAGUCUGAAGGAGAUGCAGUCAUGGGUGUGCAUUCUAUUCCUGAAGAAUCCUUUAUUUUUACAGGCAGUCCAACUCAUCAUAAUAACAAUAGCUCUCAGGUCACAUGGCAAGACAACGUUGAUCCUGAUAACAUGACUUACGAGGAGCUACUUGACUUAGGUGAUGCGGUUGGAACUCAAAGUCGAGGUCUUUCACAUGAUCUUAUUAGUUUGCUUCCAACUUCCAAGUACAAAUUCAAAAACUUCUUCUCAAGAAAGAAAUUGAGAGAGAGAUGUGUUAUAUGCCAGAUGAGGUACAAAAGAGGUGAUCAGCAAAUAAAAUUGCCGUGCAAGCAUGUUUACCAUAGUGAAUGCAUCAGCAAAUGGCUUAGCAUUAACAAGAUUUGCCCAAUUUGCAACACAGAGGUAUUUGGCGAUGAAUCAAGGCGUUAAUGCAUCAAACCGAAAAAAUGGAUGAAAGAACUGUGUUGUUCUAUGCUCCAUCAAUUUCAUAUAUAUAUUUUUUCCCAUUGUUACUAGCUUUUUUGUUUUUGUUUUUCUCCAAGUUUGUGGGGGGCGGGGAGGGGGAGUGUAUACUACAUGGGCUUGUUAAGGAAUAUGGUAGCUUCCGCUUACUUCAUACAAGGGUUCUUUCAGCGGAGAAACUUGGAUAAUUUUAGAUUUUGUAACAAUAAUUUUAAGUAGUGGAGGAUUUCUAUUUGAAUUAA